Molecule: messenger RNA, 1219 nt
Organism: Toxotes jaculatrix (banded archerfish)
Lineage: Eukaryota; Metazoa; Chordata; Actinopteri; Toxotidae
Product: E3 SUMO-protein ligase ZBED1-like
Exons: 3
Coding region: 114-827 (237 amino acids)
Source: RefSeq, a predicted model, not a curated record
UAUAAUUCUGAAUGUAGGCUACUAGUAAUGGGCUAUUUUUUUUCAUUCUACCAGAACUGCCUAAACACAAACUGAAGACAGAUGUUCCAACAAGGUGGAACAGUGGCUUUGAUAUGGUUGAUAGGUUCCUUGAACAACAGCCAGCUGUCUAUGCUGUGCUCCUCUCUCCUCAAGUGAGAAAAGGUGCACAUGACAUCUGCACACUGAGUGAGGCAGAUGUGUCUGGUGCUGAACACCUAGUGAAGGUACUCAAGCCCAUGAAGUUGGCCACCACCACAAUGUCUGAAGAGAGCAUGCCUACUUUCUCUGUCAUUGCCCCACUACAUGCACAGGUCCUGGCCGAUUUCACCCCUGCACCAGAGGAUGGCCUGAUGACCUGUGAAAUCAAGCAUGCCAUCUGGGAAGAUUUAAUGAAGAGAUAUACAUCUACAAAAGAGAGGGACACACUCCAUAUAGCAUCUGCCCUCGACCCAGACUUUAAAGCUCUACCAUUCCUUUCAGAGGAUGAAAAAGUAGAGACAUACAGCAGAAUGACUACAGCAGCUGCAUCCCUCAAGGUGCUGAGGCAAGAGGCUCAAGUCCCUGAAGAGGAAGGUGAUGACAUGGCUGAGAGGCAUGAUGAUGAUGAGGAGGAUGAUGUAGUUGAGGAGGUUCGAGACAAAGGCCAGAAGCUGGAGGAGGCCGGCCCCUCCACUCGCUCCACCACAAGGCCAUCUUCACUGACUGUACUUCUGAGCCAAACCUUUAGUGUUGUUGUCACCACAGUGCAGCCCAAGUCAAGAGGUUUGCAUGCAUCUGGAGGCCCCUUCACUUCCUCUCACAGAUGACCCCCUUGAGUGGUGGAGCACCAUGGAUCUUGUGUAUCCUCUCCUAGCCAAGCUAGCCAAACGAUACUUAUGCAUCCCCGGUACGAGCAUAACUGCAUAAAGAGUGUUCUCCACUGCGGGGGACAUUGUAUCAGCACAACGGAGCAUGCUCACUCCACAACAUGUGGACCAGCUGGUCUGUCUCCACAAGAAUCUGGUCAUUCCAGAGCUAUGAAUGUUGUUCAGUACAACUUGAUCACUCACAUCACAAUGUGUUGUGUUGUGUUCUGUUCUAUGUUCUACAGUAUAUGAGCUACAGUAAGUUGGUUCUACCUCUAAAGGAAUUAAGCCUUCUAUUUUAUUAUUUAUUUUGCCAUUUAAUUUGCCAUGAAGGUACAAGGCAUUACACAGCU